Molecule: messenger RNA, 3620 nt
Organism: Spea bombifrons (plains spadefoot toad)
Lineage: Eukaryota; Metazoa; Chordata; Amphibia; Anura; Pelobatidae
Gene: SSH1
Product: slingshot protein phosphatase 1
Exons: 15
Coding region: 403-3405 (1000 amino acids)
Biological process (GO): protein dephosphorylation; actin cytoskeleton organization; negative regulation of actin filament polymerization
Cellular component (GO): cytoplasm
Molecular function (GO): actin binding; protein tyrosine/serine/threonine phosphatase activity
Source: RefSeq, a predicted model, not a curated record
CCCUCAGCCUCUGGCCGCUGUAUGAACCCCCUCCCCGGUAGGAGGAGCUCGGAAUCUCCCAGGAACAUCGCGAGCGUGGUGUGGCUCACCGGGGGACCGCCGGUACCGGUAAUCACCCUCACCUCCUAGCGACCGGCAUCAUAGCUACCGGAAGCUGCAGGACAGUGAGUGCUGCUCAGAGAUAUGCGCUCAGUCCUGGUACCGUAAACUUACCUGAGCGGCACCGUCUUAUGCCGGCUCGGAAACAGGCGGCACCGGAACCUGCCGGGAAGCAAUGAUUAGGCCCAGUUUGUAGACUCCAUCUGGACUUCGCACAGAUUGGUACCGAAGUGAUUAAGACGAAACCUACCCGGUCUCUAUACCGGCUUCAUUAAAACAACAGAGAACCGACAACCGAUAACCAUGGCCCUAGUGACCCUGCAGCGGUCCCCGACCCCCAGCGCUGGCUCCUCAGCUAGCACGAGUGAGGAGUUUGGCAAUGAUGAAGAUCGUAAAGCGAAUGUGAGCUUGAGUGACAGUUUUUUCAUGGUGAAGGGAGCUGCCCUCUUUUUGCAGCAAGGGAACAGCUUCCAGGGGCAAAAGAGUCUUCUUCACUUGCACAAGAAUGCUGGUGAUCUACCCCAGCAUCUCCAGAUGAUGAUCAAUCUCCUCCGAUGUGAAGAUCGUAUUAAACUGGCUGUUCGCUUGGAGAGUAGUUGGUCUGACCGCGUGCGUUACAUGGUGGUUGUGUACACUAAUGGACGUCAGGACACAGAGGAAAACAUUUUACUAGGGGUGGAUUUUACUAGCAAAGAAAGCAAAAACUGCACAAUCGGAAUGGUUCUGCAUUUGUGGAGUGACACCACUAUCCGACUGGAUGGAGAUGGGGGAUUUAGUGUCAACACUGCAGGGAGAACCCAUGUAUUCAAGCCGGUGUCUGUUCAGGCCAUGUGGUCAGCUCUUCAGAUUUUGCACAAAGCCUGUGAGGUUUCCCGGCGCCACAAUUAUUUUCCAGGAGGGCUUGCUCUUGUGUGGGCCACGUUCUAUGAGAGCUGCAUCAGCUCUGGUCAGAGCUGCAUCAAUGAGUGGAAUACCAUGCAGGACUUGGAGUCCACAAGACCAGACUCGCCUAUCCUCUUCAUGGAAAAGCCAAAUGAAGGGGAGAAAACUGAAUUGGUUAUCAAGGCAACACUUCGGAGCAUCAUGAUGAUCAAAGAUUUGGAGAAUGUGACUUGCAAAGAGAUCCGCAAUGAGGUGGAAAAGAAGUUGAGCUGUAAUCUGAAGGAGUAUAAGGAAUAUAUAGACAAUGAAAUGCUACUGAUCCUUGGUCAAAUGGAUAAAGCCUCUCUCAUCUUUGAUUAUUUGUAUCUGGGUUCUGAAUGGAAUGCAUCAAACAUUGAGGAGCUGCGCAGUGCAGGGAUUGGCUACAUUCUAAAUGUGACCAGGGAAAUAGACAAUUUCUUCCCUGGCCUUUUUGCCUACCACAAUAUCCGCGUGUAUGACGAGGAGACCACAGACUUGUUGUCCCACUGGAAUGAGGCGUACCAUUUCAUCAAUAAGGCAAAGAAGAACCAUUCCAAGUGUCUGGUUCACUGCAAAAUGGGGGUUAGUCGCUCUGCUUCCACCGUCAUUGCAUAUGCCAUGAAAGAGUAUGGCUGGUCUAUGGAGAAGGCAUACAGCUACGUAAAGCAGAAGCGCAGUGUGGCUAGGCCAAAUUCAGGGUUCCUGCGCCAGCUGUCCGAGUAUGAGGGAAUCUUGGAUGCGAGUAAACAAAGGCACAACAAAUUGUGGAGACAACAUGUGGAAAGCGGACUACCACCAAAUGAGUUUGACUUAUUUCCUGACACAUUUCAACCAGUUAACUUAGAUGGCGAGUUGAACUGCAGACUAAAUGAGGAUGAUAUGGGCCCUAAGAUUCUAACGGACAGCAGGUAUUUUAGGCAUCUGACCCAGUCUCAUGAAUUAAUUCAGCCAUCAAAUGUACUUCUGGAAGUGGAUGAACUAGAGCGAGAUGUCCUCUUGGAAGAGGUUCCUUACUGUACUGCUGAAGCCAACGAAAAGGACCAACAGUGGAAGGGAGGCGAGCUGUUGCCAGAAAAUUCCGACUUGAAAGACAGAGAAGUGAGGAAGAAAUUGGUUUUUGAAAACACCAUGAAGCCUAAAAAUCUUGAAGAUGAUUUCAAGGCCACAGAAAACCGGAGACAAGAACAAGUGGCUUCUGUCUCUACAGAGGCUCACAAUGAGGAUGUAGGCACUAACAAAGAAAACACAAACAGUAGUAGCAAGAGAACCUGCCCUACGGACAGUGAGGAUGAUGCCAUUUUUGGAAUCCUUAGCAAGGUGAAGCCUCCAUACCCAUCAUGUGCAGACUGUAUGUACCCGUCAAAAGAGGAGCCACAGAUGUUGAAUCCUAAGCAAGCAGAAGAUUCUCCAACUAUCUGCAGUCAGCCUGCAUUAUUACAGCACAUGACUUCGGCUGUUUUGGACAGAAUGCAGAGGCGCCCAUGGGGCAAAGAGCUCACGUCGUCAUGCCCUGCACAUAUGCAAAAAGGUUCCACUGGUUUUCAUGUAAAAGCCACCGACAAGCAUUUCAGUGACUCUGAUAAGCCACUUGUUGGAGCUGCACCAUCGGAGUCAUGUACCAAUCAACGUUCUGCAUCUAAGAAUGAUCUGAAAGAGGCGAGCGACUCUAAAUACUUUAUUUUUAGUAAAGAAUUUGAAAAAACGACAAUGCACAGCUACUUAAUGCAACAUCAAGAAUCCAUUAUUCAACUUCAAAAAGCUGGCUUGGUCAGAAAGCAUACCAAAGAACUGGAACGUCUCAAGAGUGAAAGCUCAUGUGCCAAAGAAAGUUCUUCAGAAAAGACAGAUUUUGUUGCAUCAGCUCAAAGCAAAGAUGUAGAGGCUCAACAAGAGAUGGAUAUGGGAGGUUGUGGUCGAAAGCCUAGCAUAGAAAAAGCAGACGAUCUUAGCAUUUUAGAUGGGAUGUUUCAGAAGACCUCUACUCCAUGCCUUUUCAAGAUGGAUCUCAUCAGCAGUUACACAAAAGACUUCCUGAAAACCAUAUGCUACACACCAACCUCAUCCUCACUCAGCUCUAAUCUCACUCGUAGCUCAAGUAGUGACAGCAUCCAUAGUGUCCGUGGCAAGCCGGGGCUGGUAAAACAGAGGACUCAAGAAAUUGAAACAAGAAUGCGUCUGGCUGGUCUCACGCUUUCUUCCCCGCUUAAGAGGUCUCAUUCUCUUGCUAAACUGGGAAGUCUCAAUUUUUCUAGUGAUGACUUAUCAUGUGACAUGGACAGCUUUCAGAAAUCUGAGUGCAAGAAUGCCAAGUUAGUAGACAGCCCAGUCUUUACGGACACGCUGUCCUCAUCAGCGACGAUAGAAUCUCCUUCCAAACUCAUGGAGACUGUAGCUACACCGUAGAAGAAGGAGCACGUUUUUUUUUUAUUAUUUUUCGAUCCCUAUUUAUUUGUUGUUGCCAAUGUCACUUUUACUGUAUCCCUGAACUAAACAUGAAAUGCACAAAUCUGUAUGGGAAUGUUUAGAUUUUGUUGGUUUUUACUACAGUGACUAAAGUCUUUGCUCCCAAAUUGAGCAGGUUGAGAAUAUAAUUAUGCAAUUAUUAGUAAUGUUUUUGU